CCUUCACUCACUUGCAGGAAUAGUUUUUACUUACCUGUUGGCUCUUGCUCUGUUCACGAGACACUCACAUGGAAUGUGCCUACUUACUUUCUUCAACCCCCUUAUUUCUGGACGUUCCAGCCUCACUGCUGUAUGAUCAGAGGCUGUGAAGCUGCAGCUGUCAGGAUUAGUCCUCUGUGAGGACUCGCUGCCGGUGUGUGCAGUAGUAAAGUGCGUGCUUCGGUGCUCGCCUUUCAGGCACCAUCGGAGGUCUCCUCAGCAAAGCAAGAGCUGUGGAUGAUACUUUUCAACCUUCUAGAAACUCAGCUAACUCGUAUAUAUAGUUUUCAAGAAAUGAUCAAGAAAGCAUCAAUAUAUAGCCAUCCCUUAGUUCAUCGCUUAAUGGAUCUCAGAGCUCAAAAAGAGAACAGAGAAGCCGAUGAUGACAGGAAAGUGGUUGCAGAGAUCAUGCAGAGGUGUUUUGUUCCAGCUUUUGUAACAGCCAUCUCCUGGGAGGGAUUUCAUUUCGUUGGUCAUGAGAUUCGGAUUACUGAAGCCAUGGAUUGUUACGGUGCUAUUGUUUGGCCAUCGGCCCUUGUUCUAUGCUAUUUUCUGGAAACAAAUGUAAAGCAGUAUAACAUGGUUGACAAAAAUGUGAUUGAAAUUGGAGCUGGAACAGGGUUAGUCUCCAUCGUGGCGAGUUUACUUGGUGCACACGUGACUGCCACAGAUUUACCUGAGUUACUUGGAAACCUGCAAUAUAAUAUUUCCCAAAACACCAAAAUGAAAUGUAAGCAUUUGCCUCAGGUUAAAGAGCUCUCCUGGGGUGUAGCUUUAGACAAGAACUUUCCCAAGGCUUCCAGCAACUUUGACUACAUCCUGGCGGCCGAUGUUGUCUAUGCUCAUCCAUUUCUGGAAGAACUCCUCAUUACCUUUGACCAUCUGUGCAAAGAAACCACCGUCAUCCUCUGGGUCAUGAAAUUCAGGUUGGAGAAGGAAAAUAAAUUUGUAGAUAGAUUUAAGGAGUUGUUUAACCUGGAGGAGAUUUCCAGUUUCCCUAGCCUGAAUAUUAAGUUGUAUAAAGCUAUGAAGAAAAAUUGGAGGAGUGCAUGAUAUCCUCAGAGGAGGACUUGGAAAGGGAAGGCAAUUUCUAGUGAUUAUUAUUGCUUUAACAAAGAACCUGGAUGAUCUGAUACAGCUGACUUUCCCAAGGGGACACACACACACACACACACACACACACACACACACACACACGUGCACAUGCGCCUUCCCCCAGACAGGGAUUUUCCCAGAUAUAGCACACAGGUGUAUAAGAUGGCAAAGCCAUUCUGUGUGGUAAUUGGUUAGGACAAUGUCUGCUUUCCUUAUCUUUCUAUAGUACCAUUUAUAAUUAUUAUCAUCUUAAUAAAUGGUGCAAUUAUUGUUAAUGUAUAA
Messenger RNA from Balaenoptera ricei (Rice's whale), 1416 nucleotides. Its product is annotated as protein-lysine methyltransferase METTL21E. Gene Ontology annotation, cellular component: cytosol; cytoplasm. The transcript has 5 exons. NCBI's taxonomy places the organism in Eukaryota, Metazoa, Chordata, Mammalia, Artiodactyla, Balaenopteridae. Gene Ontology annotation, molecular function: protein-lysine N-methyltransferase activity. Bases 277 to 1092 code for a protein of 271 amino acids. Gene Ontology annotation, biological process: peptidyl-lysine methylation. The record is from RefSeq and is a predicted model, not a curated record.